Messenger RNA from Copidosoma floridanum, 2312 nucleotides. Its product is annotated as cGMP-dependent protein kinase, isozyme 1-like. Gene Ontology annotation, biological process: protein phosphorylation. Gene Ontology annotation, molecular function: cGMP-dependent protein kinase activity; ATP binding. Lineage: Eukaryota; Metazoa; Arthropoda; Insecta; Hymenoptera; Encyrtidae. The record is from RefSeq and is a predicted model, not a curated record.
CAGUCUUCGAUAGAGAACAUAUCACUGAGCAACACAAUUCUUUGAAUCAAAGAACAUUUCUUUACCCUCAUCCCGUUAAAUCUUUUCUUACGAGUUCGACUAAAGUGGCUCAGCCAAGUGGAGGAUCAUAAAAAAAGGAAGGGGAGAAAAAAGAAAAGCUUUUUUUCCACGACAUGAUGGAUCGCGAGUGCGGAAAAGUGAUGUGACGUGCCCGAUGAAUUUGGAGGAUUGACGUGGGCCCUGCGCGUUAACCAUGAGGCUGUUCUUUUGCGGUAAACUGCUGAGGCGCACCAGCCGAGAUUUGAACGGGAUCGAGACGGAGGCGAGGCCGGCAGAUCAGGUGUACAGGAGGUUCUCGGGGGUCAGGAGGCACAGGGCCGUCAACGGCGGGGCUGCGGUCGAUCGCGACAGUUUGAAGCCACCGCCCGUUCACCACAAAGACACGCUCACAAAGGCUAGAUUGAAAGAGGCCCUUCGCAAGAACGAGUUCCUCCAAAACUUCGACGAAGCCUACCUCGACGCCUUCGUCAUGGCCAUGUACCUCAAAGACGUCCCGGCCAACACCCGCUUGAUCCAGGAGGGCGACGUAGGUUCCCACCUUUACGUGUCGGAGAAGGGCACUUUCGAGAUCUACCAGGGCCCGACGUACGAGAGCUGCUUCGGGCCCGGCACCGCCUUCGGCGAGCUAGCUCUUCUGUACAACACCAAAAGACUGCGGUCCGUCGACGUCAAACACGGAGGUAAGGUCUGGGUCCUGGAGCGCGAGGCCUUCCAAGCCGCUGUGCUCUUGGAGAACCGGUCGUUUGCCAACGACGACGUCGAGUACCUCCGUAAGAUCACCAUUUUUCGCACCCUGCCGAAUCACACUCUGGCCAAGAUCAAUGAACUCAUGCAAGUUGAAUUUUUCCAAGGCGACGAGCUCAUAAUAUCCCAGGGCGAGGUGGCCAACAAGUUUUUCGUCAUCAACGGGGGUAGCGUGCAAAUCACGAGGAAAAGACUUAAGGAGGACGAGAAGCUGCAGGUUCUCGGGAAGGAGGAGUACUUUGGCGAGCAGGCAUUCAGCAACGACAACGAGCACUCGUACGAGGUCAACGCCGUCGCUCUGCCACCCGGGGUCGAGUGUUUCACCCUCGAAGCCAAAGCCCUAUUGAACUACCUCGGCAGCUUGAAUCUGAUAAAAAAGGACAAAUGGAUGUUUGAGCUGAAAAACCGGUCCAACUCGCAAAUAGCCGAGUGGACGAGCCAGUACGGGGACCUGAAGCUGCUGGACAUCGAAGUGAGGGGCACCCUGGGCGUGGGGGCGUUCGGCAGGGUCGAGCUAGUCACGAUACCCUCGAUACCGGACAAGAGCUUCGCACGCAAGAAAAUCCGGAAGAAGAAGGCCGUGGAGAUGGAGUGCGAGGAGUACGUGCUCAACGAGAAGAAGAUCAUGGAGUACUGCAACUCGCCCUUCAUUUGCAAGUUGUUCCAGACGUUCAAGGACACCAAGUACGUGUACUUCCUCAUGGAGGUGUGCCUGGGUGGCGAUCUGUGCACGUACGUGGCGCGCAACGGGCCGCUGGACAACAACACGGCCAAAUUCGCGAUGGGCUGCUGCGUCGAGGCCAUCGCUUAUCUGCACAGCCACGGCAUUGUUUAUCGGGACCUCAAGCCGGAUAACAUCAUGAUCGACGGCCAGGGUUACCUCAAACUAGUGAUUCUCUUUCUUUACCUGAAAAAAAAAGCCGUGGAUUACUGGUCGUUGGGCAUAGUGAUGCACGAAUUACUCCUGGGACGACCACCUUUUCAAGACACGGAGAUGCUCUCGCUGUACAGCAAAAUCACCCGAGGCAUCGAGUCGAUCGGUAUUUACGGAAAUUUGAAGAAAUACGCAGAGAAUCUCAUACGCUCGCUCCUGCGUCCCAGUCCUACGGAUAGGAUUGGCAAUUUAAAGGGUGGAAUAGCUGACAUUCGAACGCACAAGUGGUUCGGAGCGUUCGAUUGGAACGCCUUGCAGAGCCUGAAUAUGCCAUCCCCUAUCGUGCCAAAGAUGAAGAGUUACCUCGACACAAAGUAUUUUGACGUUUUUGAUCCCGAAAAGGGCCAAGCGGAAAAUGAAUUUUCCGGCUGGGAUAGUGAAUUUUGACUCGGAUAUACGUCCUUCUGUCAGCACAAUUUUCUUUUUUCUUUCUUUUUUUUCAUCCAAAAAACAAAACGCGUACUCAUAAGAGUAUUCGAAAUUUGCAUCGAUUUGACAAAUUGUCUAGCCAAGAGGAAACUGGCGUGACUAUACUUUUAAUUUCAAAUAAGAAAAUUUUAUUAUUACGUCGAAU